AUGUCAAGUCCAAUGAAUCCAAAUACUGGUGGUAUGAAUACCAGUCAUAAUAAUAUCAGCAAUAACAGCAAUAACAAUAAUAAUAAUCGUAAAGAAGAUCGUGUCAAGCGUCCAAUGAAUGCAUUUAUGGUAUGGUCACGUGGACAACGUCGUCGUAUGGCACAAGAAAAUCCUAAAAUGCAUAAUUCUGAAAUCAGCAAACGUCUUGGUACAAUGUGGAAAAAUUUAUGUGAACUAGAUAAGAAACCAUUUAUUGAUGAAGCGAAACGUUUAAGAGCAAAUCAUAUGACACAAUAUCCUGAUUAUAAAUAUCGUCCAAGACGUAAGCACAAACCAUUAGAUAAGCAAAAAAAGAAUUCAACCAAUCUACCGUCAUCAAUGAUAAGUGGAUAUUUAGGGAAUAAUACAAUGCCUCCUGGAUCACGUGGACUGCCUACUGGCAAUACGGUUGGUGGUGGGACCGGCGGCGGCGUUGGCGGUGGUGGUGGGGGAGGACCUAUGACGCAUACAAAUCGACCGGUUCCAGAUUUAUUCGAUCCACUCAACUCUCCGUCGUCUCAAUCGCAUCAUCAUCAUUUUAGUCAGCAUAUACAUAAACAUGAACAUCACCAUCAUUUACACGGGUUAUUCAAUCCAACGGGGAAUAAUCCACGUCUUCCGGCAAAUCCUUCAUAUAUGCCUAAUCAACCUACAGGGUAUUUACCACAUCCUAUUACUGGACUAAUGAAUACUGAGAAUCAAUCUAUGCCAGGAUUGCCAGGAUUAACUCAGAUAAUACCACAACCUGGAUCAGCUGCACCCCAACCACCUGAACAUCAUCAACCAAUUGACUUUCAUUCAUCGCAUCGUUUACAAGAUUAUUUAAAUUCAAAUAUGAUGCCAUAUUACAGUUAUCCGGGGAGUGAAUUUGAUAGAGAUGCGAAUUUAAAGCAUUCACUGUUUAGUAUUGAUCCAAUGUAUACGACAGCAUUUCAUGCGAAUCGACAACUCUCUGGAAGUUAUCGAGAUAAUACUACUACUGCUACUGCGAAUAUGAUGAAUCAUAUAAGUAGUAAUUACAGCCGAUCACUAUCAGUACAGGAUAGCGGCGGUAGACGUAUUUACGCAUCAGAGCAAAAUUUAACUAAUCAUCAUCAUCAUCAAUUUAAUCCGAAUUUCUUUUUGAAAAGAAAUGAAGAAUCGAUUAGAAGUCCUAUUGGUUCUACGACUAGUACGACUAUUGUGAACACUCCUAAUAGUACUAGUACUGUUAACAAUAGUACUGGCGGUAGCCAUCGUUCUCUCCUCCCACCACCCUUCCCUCCUUCACAUCCUCAUUCUCAUCAACACCCACACCACCACCACCACCACCAUCAACCAGCACAACUGAUGAAUCCUCAUAACAACAACAACAGCGGUAACGAGAAUAAUGAGAAUACUAAUGCUCAGUUAGUUCCAACGGAUAUGUCAAAUCAAUUCUCUGCAGUGGCGGCAGCUGCAUUAGCUGUUGCCGCAGUGAAUGAUACAAAUUUUGAGAGUAAAAAUCAUAAAAAUUCAAUCAAGUUUAUACAGCAAUUGAAUAAUUCACCAUGGUCAAUGUUACGUAAUGAUAAUCAUAAUAAAUCGAUAACCAAUCAAUCAGGAUUAAAGACAAAUCAAUUUGCUGAGUCGGAUUCAAUGCCGAUGAGACAGAAUGAUAACAAUAAUAAUAAUAAUUUUAGCUACACAGGAUCUAUGGCAUCAUCGUCACCACCACUCCCAGCAUCGUCGAUGGUAUCUCCACCGCCGACAACGUCGAAUAAUAAUAAUAAUAAUUCACAUAGUGCGGCAGCUGCUAUGAUGGCAGCUGUCGCAGCGGCUAAUUAUGCAGCAUCUCAGCUGGCUUACUAUGGAGCUAAUACCCAUUUAUACUCACGUCAACCAAGCAUACCGGGGGGAGGACGUAGUACUAUGGAGUCAUUGUCAUCAAACUGGAUGAAUAACAGUAGCAAUACUAAUUCACAGAAUGCAUCAUUUCGACCAAUUUCCUCUGGAUGGUCAACAAUUUAUAAUCGAAGUGAUUUAGAGCCAUUAGAUGUAUCAAGAAAUGAUGUAAAUCUCUCGUCGAUAACCGCAUCAUCAUCAUCUUCUUCUUUCCGUAUCCACCAUCGUGUCCACAGUUGGAUCCAUAUAGUCGAAAUAAUUUAUCCUCACAAUUUCAGAUAA
This is a messenger RNA of Trichobilharzia szidati, 2184 nucleotides long. Lineage: Eukaryota; Metazoa; Platyhelminthes; Trematoda; Strigeidida; Schistosomatidae. The record is from the annotation of a GenBank genome assembly.